UAACACGCUACAAAGCAUGACAUCUCUAAACCAACCUUAUUUUUCAUAAUAUUCCGUCGUCUUGCUAGCCACGAGGGUCUGAGGUUUGUUGAGCGCAACGAGCUGUCAAUCAAGCGCUCUGUGUACAGAGGCUGCUCCACGAGGCUCCUCCCCUUCAAGCUAAACUCACUCAUCAGAUAAAACACAGAGAGACGAAGAAACUGGACAUCCAACUACGCGCUCGUCCGGUACCGCCGGAGCAUCCGUGAUCCCGCAACACGUCCUCAAAAUAAUCCUUAUCAAAACAGCGCAAAAAAUAGCGGUUAGCAGGGUUCGAGAGGAAUAUCUCAGUCUCUCAAGCGAACAAUGAACGCGGGCUGAACUCUCAGGAAUUUCUUCUGAAGCCUCCACCCUGCUGUGAAUGAAGGUAGAAGGAUGUCUUUGUGAUGCAGAGCUAUGGGUCAUUUGUUAGAGACAACUGCUGAGAAGGCCUCCUGCUGACCCUUCUGUCGGGUCUGGAGUGCAGUGCCGUGUGGACUAGAGGACUGCUGGGAAAUGUCCAGUCUGAAACAGUGGCGGCGAGUAGCCCUCGGGCUAAUGCUGGGCUGGGUACUGCUGUUUCUGGCUCUUUUCUCCUACUUUAUGGAUUCAAGAGUGGAUGAACCGAAUUCCCCCGCAGCACUUGCCUACACUGACACUCGGCGCUUGACCUCACUGCAAGGUAACCCCCGCACCCAUUUGGGGCUGGCCCCCUCUGCCUCCAGUAAUACCCAGCGGAAGCAAAGUCAGGAGCAAAACUCCAACGUCAACCCCCAGCCUAGUCCAGUCAGUCAGGAGGCCUACCCCUAUCCAGACCAUCAAAGCUUGGCGGCCUGGUCUGCAGUUGGCACCCAGGAUGUGCGCUGGAGAUCAGCUGCUGUGGGUCGCAGUCGUGAGAGGCAGGAGUACAACCAGGAUUCACCUCAGCAGGAUGAAGAUGAGGAGGAAGAAGUGGUAGGAGGAGAAGAGGAAGAAGAUGUUGGAAGGAGGAGGACGAGGAUGCGGGUGUCUACAUCUAGGCACGAAAACUCGGAUGCGGAUGAUUACUAUGUACCAAGAAGAAAAUCCAUAGUUAAAAGCUCGUGGAAAGGGAGUUUAUCAUUGGACAUGCUCAGUCCACGUCUGCAGGUUGCUAUGAAAGAAUAUCUUACUAAUAAUAAACUCGGUGUGACCUUUAAAGGGAAACGAAGGAAGAGACAGAGUGGCCAAGUGUUGUGUGAUCUUAAGAAGAUGGGAGAGGUUAAAACUUUGGAUGGAAAUGAGACACCCUUCUCCACCUUGGGCUGGAAGAAGAUUGUACCUGCUUCAACCUUGAAACAGCUUUUCGGGAAGGGCUUCCGGACCUGCGCUGUGGUCACCUCUGCUGGUGCCAUGCUCCACUCCAAACUUGGCAAGGAGAUUGACUCCCAUGAUGCAGUUCUGCGGUUUAACACAGCUCCCACCGAGGGUUAUGAGAGAGAUGUUGGGAAUAAAACCACAAUUCGCAUCAUUAACUCUCAGAUCGUUGCUAAUCCCAUUCACAAGUUCAACAAAAGCUCAUUGUAUAAGAAUGUAACACUGUUGGCGUGGGACCCUGCACCAUAUACCAUUGACUUGAAGAAAUGGUACUCAAAUCCAGAUUACAACCUGUUCAAACCAUAUAAGGAGCACAGGACCAAAUUCCCUGCUCAGCCUUUCUACAUCCUGCACCCUCAAUACAUCUGGCAGUUAUGGGAUGUGAUCCAGGCAAACAAUCUGGAGAACAUUCAGCCCAAUCCUCCCUCCUCAGGAUUCACAGGUAUCCUAGUGAUGAUGUCCUUAUGCGAAGAGGUCCACGUGUACGAGUACAUUCCUUCUCUACGACAGACCGACCUGUGCCACUAUCACGAGCGAUACUACGACGCCGCCUGCACCCUGGGCGCGUACCAUCCCCUUCUGUACGAGAAGAUGCUCAUUCAGCACGUAAACACGGGCUCGGUGGAAGACCUUAAAAGGAAAGGCAAGAUCACUGUCCCCGGAUUCAAGAACAUCAACUGUGAUCCCUGAACUCGGAUGCAAUAACUGCCUUUGUGAAGCCGUGGACAUCCGCAGACUCGCGCAGGACCGCGUGAGUUCGGACUUGCCAGCGGUCCAGAUCGGAGCAUGUUUGUACAGACUAGACUUUAAAUUGCAUUUCCUGAGCCUAAUAAAGAUGGUUAGAAUAGCAAUAGAGGUGAACGCUUUUUAUAGAUCUGUGGAUGUGAUCUUUGUGGUGUUAAAAGCCAUCAGAAAACAGUGUUUUGAAAGAUUUUUUUAAUUUUUAAUGGUAAGUAUUAGCAGUCAUACACUGAAAUCUACACUGUCGGAACAAAUACAAGAACACGAUGACGUGGGCACCUACUUUUUUAAGCCUUUUGCGAGGUUUGCCAUAGUCUGUGUAUUUUGAACUUGAUUUCAUUUUCUGCUGUAAUAUAAAUCGUCACAUUCACGGGCCUUUUAAAAUCAUUUUUGCGCUUCCAAAACUUUUCGCGGAACUGUGGUAGAGAAACUUCAUACUGCUCACCUUGUAUAGUCCUCUUAUUGAAAAAAGUAGGCAGAAAAUAAUCUUUCAAUAGAGGAAAAAGUUUGUUUCGAACCUGUGGUUUACAAAAAAUAGGUGAGUUUUUUGUUAUAUAAUGUCGAAUAAGGAAUUUAUUGCUUGUGAUAUGGAUUCAUUACAGCACUGUAAAUGGUAUCUGGGACUUUAAAGCUGCUUCCUGGCAAUAUAACAACAAGUACAGCGUUGGUACUUGUUAAAUAUAAACCGAAGUAGCCUGGACUAUUUAACGUCCUGACACUAAAAUAAUGCUGUCUUAUUUCCUAACUACUUUAAAGCGAAUGAUUGGCAAUGCAUCUUUGCAUUGUCUCCUCUUAUAAAUGUACAGCUGUUUAUUUCGAUCGAUUCUCUGUCCUGUGGUUUCGUUUUUACAGAGGUCGGUUGAAACUUGAAGGUGUGUUUACUCGUCCGCAUCGUUUCAAUGUGUGUGCCAUUUUGAAUUUGGACUAAAAAGUCGAUUGUCAUUUCUCAGUAGAUCUAGCGAGCAGAGCAGAAGUAACUGCUUUUAACUGCUCGUGUAUGUUUAUUAAUUGGUUAUUUCACUCAGGAGCUUAUGAUACUCUUUACUAGGGUGAAAUAUCUUCCUUGUAGACUUAUGGUGAGGUAUAAAGCUAAUAUUUGAUCUUUUCCCCAUGUUGGGGGAUUUCUGCAUUUUGGACCACGAUUAUAUACUGUACAUUAUUUAUUUUUACAGUCGAAUACUGAACGUGUAUGUUAUACGAUAAUGGGCUCAAAUCAAAACAUCAUACUGAACCUACUAUGUGUGUGUUUUCUUAAUACGACUCGUUGGUUGUUUGGCCUGAGCUGACUGCAUUUAUAAUUGCAUUUUGGUAAGUCUGUAACGUUCUCAUAAAUUUGGCCCUUAUGCCACUUUUUAUUGGGCGCUGGAGAACAGACAGGAAAUUAUUUGGAGAAGAGCGAGCAAUGUUGCAAACCCGCGUUGCCUAUGUGAGCUUGUGUGGUAAUCACCAGGCCACGUUUUUCAACGCGUCUCUUGCUUUCUGAUGCGUGUACGGGUUAAAACUUUGCUUUCUCUGUCCUCUCUCUGUUUUUCAGGGUCACGCGAGUCGUUCUUUUGUGAAUGUCUUUUAGUAAGCCUUUAACGAAAGGUAUUUUAGGAGGAUAAACCCGGCCUAAUCUCUUACAGAGAGAGGAUACUUUUAAGAGUAUUAAGUGUUUACUGUAAAUUUGUUUAUUAUUAUUAUUAUUAUUAUUAUUAUUAUAUAUGUCAUUGGGUAAAAUGACCACUUGAGUGAAUAAGGGGUGAGGGCCGCAAGAAAUGUACAUUAUAGUGCAGAGAGCAUGUGACGUAAGCAAGGCUUGUUAGUAUUCACGGUUAAUGUUACCAUUACAGUAUGAAAAUUGUUAAUAUUAAGCUUGAUAUGGAGCUUGGUCUCUAGGUUUAAAUCUGUUUAAGAGGAAUAAAUGAAUUGCAAUUGUUUUUACUGGUGAACUUCACUAUAAGUGUCAUGGAUGUGCACAGUUGAUUCAUAAUGGCUUAGGGGUGUGACGAGACACUUAAUCCACGAGACGAGACGAAACACGAGAUUGGGUUCACGAGAACGAGACAAGACAAUAUUUUUACACUUUUUAAGAAACCCUCAAUGAUAAAAUAAAUGAAUAAGAAACUGAAAUCACAUUCUUUUUAAAUGUUUUAACUAAUCAAGGAUUGGCCCUAACAAUUAUUUUGCUAACUGAUAAUGAAGUAAUUUGUUAUUUUGGGGUAAUAAAAAUAGACCCAAGUGAGCAGUAGCAUAUUGCAAAUUACAUAAUAACGAAGAUGCAAUAAUAAUUGGUUCAAAUAAAGUAUUAAAACCAAGUUACAUUAAACAACAUUAACAAACACAUUACAUUUGUGGCCUAUAAAUAAAAAGCAUUAUGUAUGUAUAAUAACAAAUGCCUGCAGGGGGCGAUAGUGGACUCGUCUCGCAGACGCUGUCUUUCACUUUCGACGGAGAGAAACGCUUAUUUUUAGUCAAACAAUGUUUAAAUCCAUAUUAAUAUUUAAUAUAUGUCCAUUUCUUUACACUAGAAAUGAUACAGCUACUGUUAUUUUUGAGCAAGAACAUGCAGACAUUAAAUCAUGUAAACUGUGAGGGUUUAAUCUGCUGAGACUUCACAUCUGACACUGAUCAACAGACAAACACAACACGUCUCAGACUUCACACGAGUUCCCAAACGAACAUUAUUGGAAACCCAAACAAAAAAGCAAACGCAGUAAAAGACAAAUAUAAUGCAUGCACUGUAAAAGGGUCAAACAGAAAGCUGCAUCCUCCGGAGGUCGCAUAUGCAGGCUGCAUACGUCAUCAAGGUUUAUUUCAGAUCAUUAACUGAGCAUUACAUUCGCAAGUCGUGAGCAUAUUACAACAAUUUGCGAUUAACUAAAUAAUUAGUAAACUUUAUAAAUGUUAAUAGUCUCUAAUAAAAAAGCAGUUUUAUAAUGCGACAACUGAAGGAUGCAGUCUUUUACUUAAAGAAACGGCCAGCACCUCCACAAGAAAUCUCGCGAAACACAUUUAAUCUCGCGAGAUCUCGUCACACCCCUAUAAUGGCUGUAUGUAGUGUGACAGAGUUCUCAACGGGCCUGAAAAUUACAACCCGACCCGGCCCGUGGCUUUAAAGCCCGGACUUGAUGUAACCCAACACAUCAACAUAAAUAAUUUGUCUGAACCCGACCAGCGGCCCGACGCUGCCAACCCCAGACUUUCUUUACGGUGAACAGCAGUGAUGAUUAAUAUUUUUUUCACUGAGCGGAAAAUAGGUCCGACCAGACUCAUUUGCUUAUAUUUUUGACCCGAACCCGCGGGUCCCGUCAGGUUUGUCGGGCCGACCCAACCCGUUGAGAACUCUAGUGUGAAAGUGGGAAUGGUUCUUUAUCUGGGGUGCUUUGCAUCUGUGCCAACUUUACUUUUCUAGCGUAUCUUGAAUUUCGGUAUGCUUAUUUUCCUUACCUUCACUUGAAUUUCGUUAUCUACUUUUCUUUGCAUACCGUACCGUAUACUUUCCUUCUUGUAGCUCUGCACCACACAGCCUUUUUCAACUAUAUCUGUGAAAAGUAUUGAUCUUUGACUGUAAAUAUCUGAACCAGAAAAGCCAUGGGGUGUUUUAUAAUUGUUUCUAUUGGUAUAAUUUCUCAUAGGUUUACAUAUCAUCAAAUUCAUUCUGAAACGAUAAAUGUUUGUGUAUUCUUUUGACUGUUUCUAAAAUAAAACCAUGGCCGUUGUAAGAUUGUGA
Messenger RNA from Misgurnus anguillicaudatus (oriental weatherfish), 5806 nucleotides. RefSeq names its product ST6 beta-galactosamide alpha-2,6-sialyltranferase 2a (gene st6gal2a). The record is from RefSeq and is a predicted model, not a curated record. Gene Ontology annotation, molecular function: beta-galactoside alpha-2,6-sialyltransferase activity. Gene Ontology annotation, cellular component: Golgi apparatus. NCBI's taxonomy places the organism in Eukaryota, Metazoa, Chordata, Actinopteri, Cypriniformes, Cobitidae. Gene Ontology annotation, biological process: sialylation.